CCAGGCUAGAGCGCGGGCUUUCCUCGUGGGACUUCGGCGAAAGGUCGCGCGCUGCACUAGCCCAAGUAGGAUAACUGCAUACGUGGAGUGUGUCUGAAAGUGUAGCCCGAUCAGCUCUCGCCUCCCAAACGGCGUCGCUGCAGCGUCUUGUGACCAGACCUGCAACAGGGAUAGUCCAGUCGACCUGAGCACUGUUCCGGGAGCGAGAGGCACACACUUUCACCACCCUCAGUGGCUCCACACCGCAGAAAGGUAGUCUAGUCAGAGUUGAGCGUUGAUUAUCGAGACGAGACGGUUUCAAACAGUUUUUGCACGCACCAGAUUAGCCGCGGCAUAUGGUUGGGAAUUGGAAAUAGCUCCCGGCGCACGAGCGCAGAUCUGUGUGUGGAGCGGUUCCGUUUCACGCCACUGAGAAACGGGGAUUAAGAGCGACAGGGAACGUGUCAGCAGCACGGACAGAACAUCCCAUCCUCAUCCCCAGAUGCCUGCCUGCCGCCAGCCCCUAGCAGCACCAGCCUCCCGGCCCCCAUGGCACUUGGCACUGAUUCCCAAGGACAGAUGGUGCCAACCCUGACCCCUCUCCUCGCCCAUGGGGGACCACACCGCCACAGAGAGACCGCCCAUUGACAGGAACAGGAAGAGGGAGCUCCGUCGCCACGGCAACUCCGAGCCCCACAUCCUCUCCAAGGGCCUCAGAUAAACACAUUCACACAGCAGGACCUCGGUGAGGUCCCUGUUUUGUUUGUCUCCGGCUAAUUUGUGCCUUUGAGAUUUCACCACCAUCAGACUUCUUCUUUAGGCGUUUCAUUCCAUGCCUGUUUAGACGGUAUGAGAAUGUGCUGAUGGACCAGGACCAGUGCAGGAGUACGACAUUAGUUUGCUGAAAGCCAGUGAAACUUCAUCCUGUCUGGGACUUCUCCUCUUUCCCUCCUGGCUGGCCUGGUCUCUCGGGCCUGGAUGAAUUAUUAAACGGACUCCACAGCCAAGCUCAGGCUCAGUGCUGCUGGGAGCUCUAUAGGCCUCUUUAAACCCUUGCUGAUUGAAGGGAUCGGAGUCACGGGGUCAUAGGUCAAACGACACUGCAAAGAGAAAAGAGGUAGAAGCAGUUUCUGCCGUUUAACUGCAGAUCAAAGCAAAACCUCUGCAACUCUCUGGCUCCCUUGACUCUCCUCUCCUCCAGACAGAAGUCAAACAACCACAAUUCUGUUUAUUCUUUACUGGACAUUAUUAUUCUAUUGAACCCAUUAAUACUUGAUCUACAGACUGAUUACCAUAUAAUGGCAGACUCCUAUAUUAAAAAAAUAAAAAAAGGGAAUAGCACUUCAACAUAAAAUUAGACACUAAUGGCUUGGUGGGAUGAAUUCAGCAGGGCCAAAUAACAGAGGAGGGAAUACGGUGUCCCUAAAGCAUAGCAGGUAAUUGGAGAAAAGCACAGCUUCUCUGUCGAGCCGACCGACAGACUGACCUUCAGGCUGAAAACUCGGAACCAAAAAGGCAUGAACUGACUGAUUUUUCAAGGCUUACGGUUAUCUCUGGGAUUUCAUCAUCAUUAUCACAGAGAACAUUUGCAUAACUGAAAUAUGCUGCACUGCACACAACUACCAUCAACAUUGUUGAGUGCAGACGUUUAGGAGAAGCCAUUGUCUGCACCUGUCUGCUAGACAAUACGGAGGAGAGACUACAGUAGAGCGCAGGGAGAGAAAACAGAGGAGCAGAUGAUAAAGGUAUCUAUCAGGCUCCAUCCUGGUCCCAUAGCUCUGAGGGUUCAGUGACGGGCUGUCCUCUCAGGCUGCAGUGGAUUACAUUAGGGAACCUGUGAUCCACAAAUAAUACCUGUAAUCCAGUGAGAAGGAGCUGUGAUCCGGAGAGAGGCCCAGUGAUCGAUCCACCAAGGGCUGCUGUGAUUCACUGCGGACUGAGAGUUUCAGAAAGAAGGAACUAUGACCCGGCACUGAGCGUACCAGUGGUCCAGGUUGCGUUCUGCAGUGCCGAGCGUGGCCGUCAGGCUGGGAGAAUCAGGAUGCCAGAGCUGGAGGACUUCCCCCCGAUGCGGGAUGACCAGCCGGCUGGUCCUGACCCGGACCAGAUCCAGCGCAGCAUACUGGACGAGCAGGUAGAGCUGUGGUGGUUCCGCGACCCGGCCAAGUCUCUGCUGUGCUACGCCGUCGCCGUCCUACUCAUCCUGGGCUGCGGCCUGGGAGGCAUACUCCUCCUCUCCACCACGACCAGCUUCUCUAGUGACUGGCGCAUGGGAGCGGGCAUGGCUCUGUGUCUCUUAGCCCUGGCCGUCCUCCUCAAACAGCUCCUGAGCUCCGCCGUGCAGGACAUGAACUGCGUCCGCAGUCGGAGGCGGAUCGAUAUCCUGAAGAGCGGAGGGCUGUCGGAUCUGUUAGUGGUUCUCAUCACAGGGCUGUGUCUGGUGGUCUGUGGGGCCGUACUGCUGAAGCUGGCACUAGGACACCACAUGCCCAAGCCCGGCGUAGCCCUUAAUGAUAUGUACAUCUCAGGGGUGGUGUUGUUAGCUGGAGGGGGGUCAGCGGUGGUGGGGGUGGGAGUGUACACGGGGGUGGUGUUCCUGUUGGAGAGGACGUGGCCGGGACAGACGUUCAGGGAUAGGGCCAUGGGGGUGUUCACUAUCUCUGGACGACACAUGGACCAGGGUAGGAGGGAGACCACCUCUAGCUUGGCUAACCUCAUCUGACCUGACCACCAAAGACAUGGCAUGGGAUCGGUAGCCCUAAACAGCAGAUGACUGCAACACUCAUGUGGCCCAGAUCUUAUCCAUAUAUGGGCACCGGGGAGGGUUGGAAUUUAUUGGUCCGCUCUGGCUUGAGAUAAGUGGGCUUAGUUGCUGGGCCCCAUUUGGUGUGAACGUGGGCCACAUCCACCUUGCUGUCUGGGAGGGACCAAUGGACAUCACAUGUGAAGAUGGAAUUUGAGCAAAGUGGCCGCCUUUGGAGCAACUAAGUAUCAAUUCAAUUUUGCAGGUCCAUGAAUUGCAAUAUGGGAUAGAGAGCUGUGUCUACACAAUAUGUUCUAUUUUACUGAUUCAAGCAUUGGCCAUCCUUGGAUAAUUACUUUUGAGAUGGAACCCCAGCAGAGCACUACUCUAUAUAAUGUGAAAUAAACAGAAUGACAGUGACACAGACACUGGUCACGGACACAGAACAAAGAUUAAGAUUCAUAAUGUGUCUAAUCUUAUAGUAUUAUCCACUACAAAGCAGUUGGUGAAAAAGCUGCUGUAUGGAAUAAUCAUAUCAUAGAACAAUGUAAACAGGUUACUGUACGAAGUGAUUUCCUGAUAAAUGUCACAUUUUGUCACCUUUUUAUGUCACAGGUUUACAGCUGUGUUGGGUAGUCAAAGGCCUUGCAACUCUACGAAGAAUCUGAGGAGAAUGCCAUUGUCGCCUGGUUGAAUGGUACAAUAUGGUUUAAUUGAACAAAGCAUCUGUGUGUUUGCGUGUGUGUCUGGCCCUCGCAACUCCUUAUCAGGCAGUACAUGUGAGCUGUCUGUCGCUCAGAGACAAUAGGGGUCACUGAGGCAGCCAUUGUUGUUGUACCGACGGCCGGCCAGGCCAAUGGACAAUGGGCAGGCUGUGGAUCGUAAGGGGUUGGCGUCGCCCAGUACGGCUUUCCCUUACCACACACACACACACAGCAGCGGCAGCGACUGUGGCUGUAAUCCCUCAUUGACAAGGGACUGUUCUCUUACCUGAAGUCUCUUUCUGUCUCUGCUGUGCAAUGCUGUGUAGGACAUGCUCUUUAGGUGGUGGUGUCAAGUAGGUUUGUGCAUUCACGACAGAGAGUGUGAGAGACGACCGCCAUGAAACAGUGAUGGGAGAGGAAGCGAGAAAGAGAAAACAGUACAAUAUAGCGACACGAGAGAAACCAGACAAGAAAGAGAGACCGAGCUAAACCCUCAGGUGCAGUCCACCUUUUAGGCCAUAGGGGGUUCAUACUCACAAACUUGUGCUUAAUGUGCUUAAACUAGCAGUUUAGACCUUUAGGUUUAAAAUGUCUAUCUGCUAGCUUUUCUCAUAGGCAAACCUGGCACAAUUGGCCAUCUGGCUACCAUGAGUCAUUUGCAUAGUGAACAAAAAUAUAAAAACGCAACGCAAUGUAAAGUGAAAUUAAAAUAAAAGAUGACCCCAAAUUUUCCAUACGCACAGAAAGCUUAUUUCUCUCAGUUUGUGCACAAAUUUGUUUACAUCCCUGUUAGUGACCAUUUCUCCAGGUGAGGCAUAUCAAGAAGCUGUUAAUUUAGCAUGAUAAUUACACAGGUGCACUUUGUAAUGGGGACAACAAAAGGCCACUCUAAAAUGUGCAGUUUUGUCACACAACACAAUGCCACUGAUGUCUCAAGUUGAGGGAGUGUGCAAUUGCCAUGCUGACUGUAGGAAUGUCAACCAGAGAAGUUGCCAGAUCAUUUAAUGUUAAUUUCUCUACCAUAAGCUGCCUUCAAUGUCGUUUUAGAGAAUAUGGCAGUAAGCCUAACUGGCCUUACAACCGCAGACCACGUGUAACCACAACAGCCCAGAACCUCCACAUCCAGCUUCUUCACCUGCGGGAUUGUCUGAGAACAGUCACCUGGGACAGCUGAUGGGUUUGCACAACCAAAGAAUUUCUGCACAAACUGUCAGAAAACGUCUCAGGGAAGCUCAUCUGCAUGCUCGUUGUCCUCACCAGGGUCUUGCAGUUCAGCGUCGUAACCGACGUCAGUGGGCAAAUGUUCACCUUCCAAUGGCUACUGGCACGCUGGAGAAGUGUGCUCUUCAUGGCUGAAUCCCAGUUUCAACUGUACUGGACAGAUGUCAUACAGUGUGUAUAUGGCGUCGUGUGGGCGAUUGGUUUGCCGAUGUCAACAUCGGGCACGGUGCCAGGAGUUUUUUCUCUCCCGGUGCUAAGGGGGGGCUUGACCAAUACGUGGGGGUGCCAAGAACAUUUUCAGGACUAUUUACAAGUGCAUUUAUUCCUGACAAUUGUGCAUUUGUAGUAAUGUUUCGGAUGAAAUGGCUAUCACAAGGUCAGAAAUGAAAUGAUUUUCAUUUUCUACCUGCACUCUUCUCUUGAUCAGAAAACAGUCCAUCGCAACGGGGCGAGAUGGGUGACUAGCGAGCUGGCUAGAAGUUAGCACACACCAGACACAAAGUCUGAACAGUGUCCCUUGGUGGGGUUAUGGUAUGGGCAAACAUAAACUACGGACAAUGAAUACAAUUGCAUUUUAUCGAUGGCAAUUUGAGUGCACAGAGAUACCGCGACGAGAUCCCGAGGUUCAUUGUCGUGCCAUUCAUACGCCGCCAUCACCUCAUGUUUCAGCAUUAUAAUGCACUGCCCCAUGUCGCAAGGAUCUGUACACAAUUCCUGGAAGCUGAAAAUGUCCCUGUUUUUCCAUGGCCUGCAUACUCACCAGACAAGUGAGCAUGUUUGGGAUGCUCUGGAUCGAUCUAUACGACAGUGUUCUCACCAAUAUCCAGCAAAUUCACACAGCCAUUGAAGAGGAGUGGGACGACAUUCCACAGGCCACAAUCAACAUCCUGAUCAACUCUAUGCGAAGGAGAUGUGUUGUGCUGCAUGAGGCAAAUGGUGGUCACACCAGAUACUGACUGAUCUUCUGAUCCACGCCCCUACUUUUUUUUAAAGGUACAGUAUCUGUGACCAACAGAUGCAUAUCUGUAUUCCCAGUAAUGUGAAAUCCAUAAAUUAGGGUCUAAUGAAUUUAUUUGAAUUGACUGAUUCCCUUAUGAACUGAAACUUUGAAAUUGUUGCAUGUUGCAUUUAUAUUUUUGUUCAGUGUAUGUUCGGUAACAAAAUAAAGAAUCUUAAAAAUGGUA
Oncorhynchus masou masou (cherry salmon) is the source of this 5831-nucleotide messenger RNA. RefSeq names its product transmembrane protein 125-like. NCBI's taxonomy places the organism in Eukaryota, Metazoa, Chordata, Actinopteri, Salmoniformes, Salmonidae. The transcript is spliced from 3 exons. The coding region runs from base 2021 to 2701 and encodes 226 amino acids. The record is from RefSeq and is a predicted model, not a curated record.